CACGGCCAGGCGCUAGCAGCGGGAGGAGGAGCUGCGGCCGUGGCCACCGGGGUUAGUCCGCCGCACCGCGGGAAGCUGCCGACGGCGCGGGCUCUUGCUGGUCCCCUCGUGGAAAAGGCACGGGCGACCGCGGAGUCAUGGAGCCUAGUGACGCGGCGCGCCCGGGUCCCGGCAGAGCUGUUCCGGGGCUAUCGCCGCGGCUGCUGCUGCUGCCACUGUUGCCCAUGCUGCUGGGUCGGGGGCUGCUGGCUGGGGCCGCGGCCUCCUCCUCUGGGGCGGCGGCUGAGGACAGCAGCGCCAUGGAGGAGCUUGCCACCGAGAAGGAGGCGGAGGAGAGCCACCGGCAGGACAGCGUGAGCCUGCUCACCUUCAUCCUGCUGCUCACCCUCACCAUCCUCACCAUCUGGCUUUUCAAGCACCGCCGGGUGCGUUUCCUUCACGAGACCGGACUGGCCAUGAUCUAUGGGCUCAUUGUUGGAGUGAUCCUGAGGUAUGGCACCCCUGCUACCAGUGGUCAUGACAAGUCACUCAGCUGUACUCAGGAAGACAGAGCCUUUAGUACUUUAUUAGUGAAUGUCAGUGGGAAGUUCUUUGAAUACACUCUGAAAGGAGAAAUCAGCCCUGGCAAGAUCAACAAUGUGGAGCAGAAUGACAUGCUGCGGAAGGUAACAUUUGAUCCAGAGGUUUUCAACAUUCUGCUGCCUCCAAUUAUUUUCCAUGCUGGAUACAGCUUAAAGAAGAGACACUUUUUCAGAAAUCUUGGGUCGAUUCUGGCCUAUGCCUUUUUGGGAACUGCAGUUUCCUGUUUCAUUAUUGGAAACCUUAUGUAUGGAGUGGUAAAACUCAUGAAGAUUGUGGGCCAGCUCUCUGAUAAAUUUUACUACACAGAUUGUCUCUUCUUUGGAGCAAUUAUUUCUGCUACUGACCCAGUGACUGUGCUAGCAAUCUUUAAUGAACUGCAUGCAGAUGUGGAUCUCUAUGCUCUUCUGUUCGGAGAGAGUGUCCUGAAUGAUGCGGUUGCCAUUGUACUAUCCUCGUCUAUUGUUGCUUACCAACCAGCAGGACUAAACACUCACGCAUUUGAUGCUGCUGCCUUUUUUAAAUCAGUUGGCAUUUUCCUAGGUAUAUUUAGUGGCUCUUUUACCAUGGGAACUGUAACUGGUGUUGUUACUGCUCUAGUGACCAAGUUUACUAAGCUGCACUGCUUCCCCCUGCUGGAGACAGCGCUUUUUUUCCUGAUGUCCUGGAGCACAUUUCUCCUGGCUGAAGCCUGUGGGUUUACAGGUGUUGUAGCUGUCCUUUUCUGUGGGAUUACACAAGCUCACUACACAUAUAACAACCUGUCAGUAGAGUCUCGAAGUCGAAGCAAGCAGCUUUUUGAGGUGUUACACUUCCUGGCUGAGAACUUCAUCUUCUCCUACAUGGGCCUGGCUCUGUUCACCUUCCAGAAGCACGUUUUCAGCCCCAUUUUCAUCAUCGGAGCUUUUGUUGCUAUCUUCCUGGGUAGGGCUGCACAUAUCUACCCACUCUCCUUCUUCCUCAACUUGGGCAGAAGGCAUAAGAUUGGCUGGAAUUUUCAACACAUGAUGAUGUUUUCAGGCCUGAGAGGAGCGAUGGCAUUUGCACUGGCCAUUCGUGACACAGCAUCCUAUUCCCGCCAGAUGAUGUUCACAACCACGCUGCUCAUUGUCUUCUUCACUGUGUGGGUCAUUGGUGGAGGCACGACACCCAUGUUGUCAUGGCUCAAUAUAAGAGUUGGUGUGGAGGAGCUCUCUGAAGAGGACCAGAAUGAGCACCGAUGGCAGUACUUCAGAGUUGGUGUUGAUCCAGAUCAAGACCCGCCACCUAACAAUGACAGCUUUCAAGUCUUACAAGGGGAUGGCCUGGAUUCUGUUGGAGGAAGCCGGACAAAGCAGGAAAGUGCAUGGAUAUUCAGGCUGUGGUACAGCUUUGAUCAUAAUUACUUGAAGCCAAUUCUCACCCACAGUGGUCCCCCACUAACCACCACUCUCCCAGCCUGGUGUGGCUUGAUGGCUCGAUGUCUGACCAGUCCCCAGGUGUAUGAUAACCAAGAGCCACUGCGAGAAGAUGACUCUGAUUUCAUCCUGACGGAAGGUGACCUCACCUUGACCUAUGGAGAUAGCACUGUGACAGCAAAUGGCUCCUCAAGCUCCUACACAGCCUCCACGAGUCUUGAGUGUGGUCGGAGAACAAAAAGCAGCUCUGAGGAAGUGCUCGAGCGAGACCUGGGAAUGGGAGACCAGAAGGUUUCCAGCCGGGGAACUCCCCUUGUGUUUCCACUGCAGGAAAAUGCAUGACUUACCUAUAAAUUCUGAGGGAUCAGGGAGGCUCUCAUAAGGGUGAGGAUGGUCAAAUGCCCCAGUGUGUCUGAUAUGUUACAUUGACUGUGUUAAAACUAAUGCUUGCUUCAACGGGGCUUGAAACUCUCUUACCACUCAAAACUUAACCCAAGACUCAGAUGACGAAGCUGAAGUGUCUCUAAAUUAAAGACAAAUGUAGACCUAUUCCCACUUUUUCACAUAGUAGUACACUGUUUCAGAGUUAAACAAAACAAUAGCAUGCUUUAAUGGUCUCUCACUUCAUCCUCCUGUAGCAUCUGAGCAUGGUGGGUUGGAUAAGGGGCUUCAUCGCUACGCUAUAGUGCCAGUCUAGCUGGCCCAAGAAACAUCAAGUUGGGAGGACAAGUUAGACAAAUGACAGUGAAGAAAGAAACUGGGAUCAGAAUUCCAAUGGUGCCAGAUGCUGGCGUUGCACCAGAUCAUCCUCCUGUCACAGUCUUGCCUAUUCUACUUGUGUUGCUCCUAGACUGAGGAUUAGGAAGUAUGUCCAUAGGCUGGCGCCUUAGCUCAGUGGGAGAGUACUAGAGUACUUGCUGUAGCUCACCAGACCCUGGGUUCUACCCCAGCACUGCAAAAAUUGUGUGUAUGUGCACAGGGGUUUUCCAAGAGCAUUUCAAUAUGGAGGUGGGCGGGGGAGGGGGGAGAAGUCUAGUUCCUUCUCUGGAAAUCUUUAUAAAAGAGUUACAGAAAUGUUUAAAACCAAAGGCAAAUCAUGUUCUGUUCUUCUGUUUUCAUUAAAUGAGGACUGGAGGUACUAGGAAA
Molecule: messenger RNA, 3122 nt
Organism: Rattus rattus (black rat)
Lineage: Eukaryota; Metazoa; Chordata; Mammalia; Rodentia; Muridae
Gene: Slc9a7
Product: solute carrier family 9 member A7
Biological process (GO): sodium ion transport; proton transmembrane transport; regulation of pH
Cellular component (GO): membrane; recycling endosome
Molecular function (GO): sodium:proton antiporter activity
Source: RefSeq, a predicted model, not a curated record